AUGGCGACUUCCGGCCUGCUCAUUGACGUGGAAGUGACGAGUGAAUUCCCUCCGCUGCCGUUGCCCUUGAGACAUCCCGCACAAACAGGGCUUCUCGACGAGCUGGAGACUCUGGAUAUCCCGUUCCUCCAGCCCACUAGGUAUAGAAAGAGGGCAAGGGCUGACCAUGAAUCAUUUGCGCCACAGGGAUCACCUCUUGGCUUCGAGGAAGCGCCUUCUGGGGCAGCCAACCACGUCGGGCAAGUUGAUGUACCUGAGAGUGGACCAUCACUUGCAGUUGACCUUCGACGAGACGAGGUCAGCCGUGUCAAAACUGCGCCGCCUUUGGUGUCUGACAAAGUCAGCAAGGCCAAUCAAGUCUUCGAAUCCGUGACCAAGCCUUUCUGCCCGUCACACGUCGAGCUGAACUGGGUCAUGAAGUCCAAGCCGUUCCAUAUUCGCGAGGAGGCUGCGGUCAGAAAGUACAUCAAGGGAAAACCAGAACUUCUCUUCGAUGGCUCGGACAAAAAUAACCCUUUUUUCAAGUGGGGUGUCCGAUACAUCCCGCCUCCGUCUCAGGGUCCCCUGUGCAGGACAGUAGUCAUCAGUGGGAUCCCCAAGACGGCUUCACUGGACCAGGUCUUGGCCCGAGUUCGGGGUGGGAUGGUAUUCUCGGCCUCCCUCUUAGACACCACGACGAUCAACGGGGGUUUAUCGGCGAUGAUCGUUUUUGUCCAGGUGCAGGGGGUGCUGGGCUUCUUGCGUCGGGUCGAGCGUGAUGGUCUUUUCAUCGGGCUCGCCCCUGUGCAAGUGCGUCUGAUUUCUACCCCGACUUUCCCGAUGAGUCCCGAAAUGUCAAAGGAUGUGCUUUCGGGGGGCAAUACUCGAUGUCUCAUCAUCGUAGCCAAGUCAGCCAAGCUGGCGCUCAAGACCGAGACAUAUCGCAUCCUCAGGAAGACACAUCUCGCUGCAUUGGUCGAGGGACUGAGUGAUGUCGUUCCCAGCUCAACGAUUAUUGUUCGAUUCUUCUCGAUCCCAGCGGCUGUAAUGGCGAAUACGCGGCUCGUCAAUGACUCAAAAUUCAGCAGGGCUGUUCGAAUUAGGCCAGCUGCGGACCCUUGUGCGCAGGGCAACUGA
This is a messenger RNA of Penicillium diatomitis, 1116 nucleotides long. RefSeq lists its product as uncharacterized. The transcript has 2 exons. NCBI's taxonomy places the organism in Eukaryota, Fungi, Ascomycota, Eurotiomycetes, Eurotiales, Aspergillaceae. The record is from RefSeq and is a predicted model, not a curated record. The coding region runs from base 1 to 1116 and encodes 371 amino acids.